This is a messenger RNA of Priapulus caudatus, 3787 nucleotides long. Its product is annotated as superkiller viralicidic activity 2-like 2. The coding region runs from base 10 to 3096 and encodes 1028 amino acids. The record is from RefSeq and is a predicted model, not a curated record. The transcript is spliced from 2 exons. Gene Ontology annotation, cellular component: nucleus. Gene Ontology annotation, molecular function: RNA binding; ATP binding; RNA helicase activity. Lineage: Eukaryota; Metazoa; Priapulida; Priapulimorpha; Priapulimorphida; Priapulidae. Gene Ontology annotation, biological process: maturation of 5.8S rRNA; RNA catabolic process.
GAGGGAAGCAUGGCCGACAAUAUGAUGGCAGAUGAUUUGUUUGAUGUGUUUGAAAGCGGUUCGUCCGCGACCAUCGCAUCUGUUGGGCUGAAGAGAAAGCAAAACGACAUUGAGACGUACGAUGAUGACGGAAACGAGCAAGAUGUUAUCACUAAAAUAAUCAAAGGGGACAAUGAAGAUGAGCAAACUGUAGUAGACACACGUGAAUUAGACGGCAAAGAAAAAGAAGACAUUGCACCAGAAGAACUCCUGCCACGCAUUCAAAUUCAUCGCGUGGAAGCCGUGGAAGCAUGCACGCACGAAGUCGCCAUUCCUCACGAGAUGGAAUACACGCCGCUACGAGCGCCGACGACGAAACCGCCGAAGGAAUACCCGUUCAUUCUCGACCCGUUUCAGAAGGAAGCCGUCCUGUGCUUGGAGAAUGAACAGUCGGUUCUCGUCUCGGCGCACACGUCUGCGGGAAAAACUGUCGUGGCGGAGUACGCCGUCGCGAUGUCCCUGCGUGACAAGCAGCGCGUCAUAUACACGACUCCAAUCAAGGCGCUCAGCAACCAGAAGUACCGCGAACUCUACGAGGAGUUCCAGGACGUCGGUCUCAUGACGGGCGACAUCACCAUCAACCCGACGGCGAGCUGUCUCGUCAUGACGACCGAGAUUCUGCGCAGCAUGCUCUACCGCGGCUCGGAGGUGAUGCGCGAGGUCGGCUGGGUCAUCUUCGACGAGAUCCACUACAUGCGCGACAAGGAGCGGGGCGUCGUCUGGGAGGAGACGAUCAUCCUGCUGCCGGACUCCGUGCACUUUGUCUUCCUGUCGGCGACGAUUCCCAACGCGCGGCAGUUCGCCGAGUGGAUCUGCCACCUGCACAACCAGCCGUGUCACGUCGUCUACACCGACUAUCGGCCGACGCCGUUGCAGCACUACGUGUUCCCGGCCGGGGGCGACGGCCUGCACCUCGUCGUCGACGAGAAGUCUGAGUUCCGCGAGGAGAACUUCAAUGCCGCGAUGGCCGUGCUGACAUCGGCGGGCGACGCGGCGAAGGGCGACAAGCCGGGCCGCAAGGGCGGCGCGCGCGGCGAGUCGAACUGCUUCAAGAUCGUCAAGAUGAUCAUGGAGCGCAACUUUCAGCCGGUGAUCGUCUUCAGCUUCAGCAAGAAGGAGUGCGAAGCGUACGCGAUACAGAUGGCGAAGAUCGACUUCAACACGGAGGAGGAGAAGACGCUCGUCGGGGAGGUGUUCAGCAACGCGAUGGACGCGCUAUCGGAGGAGGACCGCAAGCUGCCGCAGGUGGAGGCCGUGCUGCCGCUGCUGAAGAAGGGAAUCGGCAUACAUCACGGCGGCCUGCUGCCCAUACUCAAGGAGACGAUCGAGAUCCUGUUCGGCGAGGGCCUCAUCAAGGCGCUGUUCGCCACCGAGACGUUUGCGAUGGGACUGAACAUGCCGGCAAGGACCGUGUUGUUCACGAAUGCGCGCAAGUUCGACGGCAAGGACUUCCGCUGGAUCACGUCCGGCGAGUACAUCCAGAUGAGCGGACGCGCGGGUCGCCGCGGAAUUGACGAUCGCGGCAUCGUCAUCCUGAUGGUCGACGAGAAGAUGAGCCCGACCGUUGGCAAGGAGCUAGUGAAGGGCAGCGCGGACGCGCUCAACAGCGCCUUCCACCUGACCUACAACAUGGUGCUCAACCUGCUGCGAGUCGAGGAGAUCAACCCCGAGUACAUGCUCGAGCGCUCGUUCCACCAGUUCCAGAACUACGCCGCACUGCCGCGCCUGCACGAGUCGCUGCGGCGGCAGGAGGAGCAGCAGGCGGCGCUCGCGAUCCCGCGCGAGGCCGAGGUCGAGUCCUACUACAAGAUCCGGCAGCAGCUGGACAGCCUCGGCCGCGAGUUCCGCGCGUACCUGACACGGCCGCUCUACCUCGUGCCGUUCCUGCAGCCGGGCCGGCUCGUCCGCGUGAAGAGCGGCGACGACGACUUCGGAUGGAGCGUCGUCGUCGCCUUCCAGAAGAAGUCCGGGGGCAAGUCGGACGUCGUCGGCGCGUCCGAGAGCACGUACGUGAUCGACGCGCUGCUGCACGUCGCGUCGGAUGGCGCAGCGUCGCGCGACCCGCGCCGCAUCAAGCCGUACGCAGCGGGGGAACGCGGCGAGAUGGUCGUUGUGCCCGUGCUGAUGAGCGCAGUGCAGGCAGUCAGCUCCGUGCGACUGUACUGCCCGCGCGACCUGCGGCCGCCAGACAACCGUGGGAGCGUGCUGCGCGCGCUGCAGGAGGUGCAGCGGCGCUUCGCGCAGGGCCUCCCUCUUCUCGAUCCCGUCGACGACAUGGGCAUCAAGGAGAAGCCGUUUGUCGAUGUCGUGCGCAAGAUUGAGGCGUUCGAGAGGCGGCUUCACGCGCACGCGCUCGCCGGCGAUGAAGCCCUCGCGUCACUCUACGAACGCUACGACGAGAAGGCGCGGCUCGCAGCAGGCGUGCGCACGGCGCGCGCCGAGCUGAAGCGCGCGCGCUCGCUCGUGCAGAUGGACGAACUGAAAUGCCGCAAACGCGUGCUGCGCCGCAUGGGCUACUGCACGGCGUCGGACGUCAUCGAGCUGAAGGGCCGCGUCGCGUGCGAGAUCAGCAGUGGUGACGAGCUGCUGCUCACAGAGCUCAUGUUCAACGGCGUCUUCAACGAGCUGACGGCGCCGCAGUGCGUCGCGCUGCUGUCGACGUUCGUCUUCGACGAGAAGUCUGCGCAGAUGCCGAAGCUGACGGACGAGCUGUCGGGUCCGCUGCGGCUCAUGCAGGACCUUGCGCGCCGCAUCGCCAAGGUGAGUAACGAGGCGAAGCUGCCGGUGGAGGAGGACGAGUACGUCGAGAAGUUCAAGCCGACGAUGAUGGACGUGACGUACGCGUGGGCGCGCGGCGCCACCUUCGCGCAGAUCUGCAAGAUGACGGACGUGUUUGAGGGCAGCGUGAUCCGCUGCAUGCGCCGGCUCGAGGAGCUGCUGCGUGAGAUGAGCUGCGCGGCGAAGGCGAUCGGUAACACCGAUCUCGAAAACAAGUUUGCCGAGGGAAUCAAGAGCAUAAAGCGCGACAUCAUCUUCGCGGCGAGUCUGUAUCUGUGAGCAGCUUCCGUGCAGCAGAUUUGUAUAGCUAGGUCGUAUAAACGUCAGUCCUGUUAGUUGGCUGUGUUCACAUCUUUAGAUUAUGUAUUAAUUUUUUGUUUACAUUGCGAGGAGGAAUUCUAAUUAUGCUCGGAAGACUAAGAUGCGUUAAGCGUUGUCGUUCUUCACAACAGCUAUCAUAUUCGCAAUCUGGUUUUUCCCAGGAAAUAAUGUAACAAAGUACACAUUCUUUUAUAUAUACAUGUGUGACAGUGUAACUAAGCAUACUUGUACUUGUGUCAUGUUUUAAUUUCUCUACAACAAACAAAUGAUAAUAGACUUCAUAUUAUGUCUGGCUGUUAUUAUACAUAGAUGCUUGCUGUUAUGUUCAGAUUUCCUAUUUUGAGCAGUAAUUUGAAAUCCUUGACAAAAUUACUUAAGACAUAAUAGCACUUGUGAUAGGGCAAGGCAUAAUGGAAAUUUCUUGCAAUACAUACUAUUUGUGGGUCCAUGUAACAACUAGCUCAUUAGACCAUGUAGAUGAACUCUUGUUAACUCGUACUUACUAAUCUAAUACACUGAGCAACAAUUUCCUAACUAGUAUUCAUCAAUCAAGAGUAGUUAAUUCUAUUAACGUAGAGCAGAGGUUCUCGGAACCUGCUACUUAGCGAUUGUUUAAGUUUUUCAAACCAGAAUAUAACUUAAUAGGCAA